This is a messenger RNA of Sebastes umbrosus (honeycomb rockfish), 2436 nucleotides long. RefSeq names its product family with sequence similarity 174 member C (gene fam174c). The transcript has 3 exons. Bases 194 to 595 code for a protein of 133 amino acids. The record is from RefSeq and is a predicted model, not a curated record. NCBI's taxonomy places the organism in Eukaryota, Metazoa, Chordata, Actinopteri, Perciformes, Sebastidae. Gene Ontology annotation, cellular component: extracellular region.
UCCUAGUUUUAGUUUUAUGUCAACAGAGUUCCUCUUUAACACCGUUUAACACGACCAGAACCAGGACAAAACCGGUCCAAAACCAGGACAAACACGACCAGAACUAGGAGAAACCGGUCCAGCUCGGUUCUAGCUACAGAAGAAGCCUCCUGCUGGUUCUCCUGGUGGGUUCUGAGUGUUUCUUGAUGUUGAGAUGAGUUCUUCUGGACUUCUCUGGGCGGUUCUGGUUCUGGUUCCGGUCUGUGUGCUGCUCGGUUCCGCGGGGGAUGUGACCACCAUCGGAACCACCGGGCUCCGACCCACCGGGACCAACUCCAGCCGGCUGAACUCCACCCAGCCCGGUGCCGGAGGUUCGAUCCCCGGCCUCCGCGGGAUGCAGGCGGACAGCUCGAUGAUCCAGCGGGCCCUCUACGUCCUGAUCGGCUUCACCAUGCUGGGAGUCCUCUACUUCCUCAUCAGAGCGGUCCGGCUGAAGAGGCCGGCCUAUAAGAAGAAGUACGGUCUGCUGUCGAACUACGAUGACUCGGUGGAGAUGGAGGCGGUGGAGAGCGAGGAGGACGACACGCUGUACGAAGCUCGCAGCCUCCGCAGAUGAGUCCUGAUGGAUCAGAGGAGUGGAGUGUUUACGGUCAGCUGAUAUUGAUUAUGGAUCAGAGAGAGAGAGAGGACUGAUCAAUGAUGCUGCAGGAGGAAGAAGAAACGGACCAAACGGUUGUUGGAGAUCGAUGCCAAAGCUGCUCGAGGAGCAGGAUAAUCAUUAUUUUUUUAAGGUGGUAUUGGAUGAUGGAGUAGAAGCAGGCGAGACGGAUCAGUAGAUCAUUUUGAUAAUCACCCUCUGUUUUUAUUAUUAUUGUUAUUAUUAUUAUUAGUUUUUUCAUUCUGAGUGCUUUAACUACUGCAGACUGCCUCCAGACCAGCUGAUGAAGCUGCUCGGAGGACUUCUCCGUAUCCAUAUCACUUUCAUUUCUGCCCUGUUAAAGGAUGCUUCUGGUUUAUUUGGCGUGUUUUCCUUUAAAUGUGACUGAAAUGAACCCCUCACACCAAACUCCAUUCAUAAACCAUCAAUUUCAUAUUUCCUCUGGUAUCAGCAGAUAAAAUAUGAUUUAUGCUCUUUUGUACAUUACUUAGUGGCCACUCUUUAGUUGGGCAUCAAACAGAAGCAGCCUCUAACUCCUGACGACGAGCGGCAGCUAGUUUCUGAACGCCAAGAAUACAAAGAAGAAGAUUUAGAAGAUGUAGUUUCCGUUAGCCGCCGCUGGAGGAUGAAGACUCCGGUUGUGGAUUAAAGACGUCUCGUUGUUUUUAUUUUGGUGUAUUUUUUAAUCUCUCAGCUUCGUGUUGACUCCAGGAUCCUAUUUAUAACCUGCAAACAUCAGACCGCCAAUACGCCAUGACCACGCCCCCUUUAGGGGAACCAACCCCGUGUCCCUCAGAGACGUAACAGAGGAAACAGAAGUUCAAACGUGUCUCCAAACUUCUCCAGGCUAUAGACUUGAGCUUGAGUAAUUCAGUCACACAUUAACGUUCUAGCAGCAUCAGACUAAAUCUCAGCCUGUAGAUCAAACCGUUGGUUAUUAACAGACAACACUCAGUCAGAUAUGUAGAGAUGUCUGGAUCAGUAAUAUCCUCCUCUGGAGGGACGUGGUGGAGAUCAAACUUCAUUUAUGAAGGUCUCACCAACGCUCAGGUUCAGGCAACAUCACUAAAUAACUAUUAGACGUGUUUAAAAACAUUGAAGUGUGAGAUCUUCUGGGUUUGUUGUUCGUUGCAUGUUUCAGCGAGGACGCAGAGAAACAGGAAGUAGAUCUGAGAGGUGAAACCAGGUCAGCGUCAGACGGAGUUAAACCUGAAUCAUCUCAAACACGCUGAGUUAAAGUAAACACACCCACAGAGAGAGAAGCUGUUGACUCACCGGGGCAACGUGCACAUCACCGCUUUGUUUGUUUGUGUGUUAGUGAGGCUGCAGGUUGAACUGCUGUUUGUGUUUCUAUAUCUGAUGAUCCAGAUUAUUACCAACAAGGUCCAACAUGUGAGAAGACGAAUAACACACAAAGGAGACAUUCAACAUAGAAACAGCUGGAAUAAGAAUAAAUCAGCUGCACGUUUAUGUAAAACACAUCCGAUUGAAAUAAACCAGAAUCAUCUUCUAAGUUGCUCUUUAAUUAUAACUCAGUAAUAUUUCAUUCCACUUUAUUUUAUUGUGAAUAAUUUACUCAUAACUUCAGUUUAUUCAGUUUUAAGUUUUGCAGAACGAACCUUUUGUACGAAUUAUAAAGAAAACGUGUUCCAUUUAAAGCCAAAUAAAUAUGAACUCUAUUAUUUAUUAUUUGACACGCUGUGUUCUUGCCUGUAAACAACUUCCAUAUUUUUAUUCACAUCUAAUGGUGUGAACGCCGGCGUUGUUCUCCAGGUCUUUAAUAAACUUCUAUUUCUUCA